AUGCAAUCGAUCAGCGCAGAGGAGUUGUCGACCUUAGAAACACCUCCUCAGAAGACUCUAUACUUGCCUCACACUUCGUCGCCAUUAAGCAGACUCGCGAUGUCGCAAACUCUCUCGGGACGGUCCGCGUCUCCUAGCUUUACCCAGUCGUACCAAUCUCUCUUCCAGAUCGGCACUGAAUUCCCACGCUUCGUGGUACCAUACUAUCCCUGGUGGGAAGAUGAAGCUACUACAGUUCUUUGGGCCUUUAAAAAUCUCGAGAUCCGUCUAGUUAUCCGCUACGGUCUAUUUCGCGAUGAGAGUCUACCACGAAAUUCGCUCUUAAGUCGCAAUGCCGACGCAAUUGAUGCAGUUUUCAUGGCGCUAACUGAGCCCCGAGAACAUCAGCUGCUCGGCCAUCUCUCCCACAUGCAACGAGUGGAGGAAAUUCUACGUCGAUCUGGGCUUCCACCAUUUCAGCCGGUCCCUUGGUCCUGGCUACCCCAAACUCCCGUGUAUGCGCUCGACCCGCGGGCUAUCGCUCAGGCCAUUGAGGCUGAGAGCCAUUUCCAGCUUAGUAGGGUCGCUUUCGAAGAUAUCGUGCGCGCUUCGCUGGGUUACAGCGCGACUUCGGUUGAAUGGUUUCUUAUGCAACAUACAGCCUUGUAUAUACACCUGCUAGAUCAUCUUAGGAUAUUUCCUGAUGAUAUUCCUGUGUACUUGGAAGUGGAAAAGGUGUGGUUUUAUUUCAAGUUUCUUAAUACCAAAUUUCAUGCACUAAUAGCGUCUCAGCAUCUACGAACAAAGAGCCCCUUCGCCCACCGAGCAAUAGCACAAUGCUUAACUGCAGUGCAACCCGAAUCUGCACCAGAUCUGGCCAAGACAUCCCUGUGUAGUUUUGAAUUCGUCGCCGGUCCGAUCCAGCGCCUCUUUCAAGACCGACCGGAGAGUUUGACCGACAUGCUUAAGAUCUGCAAUGUAUUCGCUGUGCGAUUCCGCCGCCAGUACAUCAAUACCUCGAAGGUUCCUUGGAAUAGGCAAUUUGACGCUUCAUACCCAUUUUUAGAAGACUGCCUCGGAUCAUCCUCACCAUCAGACCUGGCCCGUACCCUCACUACUUUGGAUAAGGGAGACUUCGCUCAUCUCACCCGAUCAAGUAUCAUUGCACACGACGAAACCACAAAAGGACUUUUAGCCAAUUGGGAAGAUCUCACCGUGUCGUUUCGACCCAUAUCUGACACAGAAAUCCAACCAUAUCAGAGUCUACUGCAACGACAAAAUUACCACUCUCUAACGGCAAUGCUGCACGGUCUCCACAAAUAUAGUAUAUCGACUGCACGAUCCCGCGGUCUCAACAGUACAGUUGGGGGAAUGGUCAUUCUAGACCCUAUUAUCCCACCAGACACGAUAUUCCUCUUCAAUGCAACGCAAAACUACGCCGCAUACCGUCAACAUUACCGAGAUUACCCGGGAAUUCCAUUCCUGCUCCCCCAUCUUCGCGACGGCCAGCAAAAGGGCGAAUUGGCCCUCCAACCCGUCUUCCGCUUUUUGCAGAGGUAA
Messenger RNA from Penicillium manginii, 1539 nucleotides. RefSeq lists its product as uncharacterized. The record is from RefSeq and is a predicted model, not a curated record. NCBI's taxonomy places the organism in Eukaryota, Fungi, Ascomycota, Eurotiomycetes, Eurotiales, Aspergillaceae. The coding region runs from base 1 to 1539 and encodes 512 amino acids. The transcript is spliced from 2 exons.